AUGGCAAGCUCCUACCUCCAGCUACUGACACCCAAAACUCUGCAGCUCAGGCCCUGCCCCAAGCCACAGGCCCUGGGGGUCCAGCAGCUUCUUGCAUAUCCUGUGGCGGCCGCGAUUGGCCGAGGGCUGGCUGACGUCAGGGGCGGGGCCUGGGCCAUGAAUGGAGGCCGCAUGGGGCUGUUUGGCCUCUCGCGCGCAGGGGUGUGGUUGAGGCGGGCCGUGAGCCGGUGCGUUUUGGAACCCCGGCCCCCGGGGAAGCGGUGGCUGGUGGCCGGCCUGGGGAACACUGGACUGCCUGGCACGCGGCGCAGCGUGGGCAUAGCGGUGCUGGCGCGGCGGCUACGUGUGGCGAAGAGCUGGGCGCGCGACCGGCGCUGUGCCGCCGACCUCGCCCUGGCCUCGCCCGGGGAUGCCCAGCUGGUCCUUCUCUGGCCAUGGCGGCUCAUGAACGUCAACGGGCGCAGCGUGGCCCGGGACACGGAGCUGUUUGGACUGACUGCUGAGGAGGUCUGCCUGGUGCGCGAUGAGCUCCACAAGCCGCUGGGGAAACUGGCUCUGAAGUUGGGAGGAAGUGCCAGGGGCCACAGUGGAGUCCGUUCCUGUAUUAGCUGCCUCGAUUCUAACAUGAGUCCUGCACUGGGUCGGGCAAUGCCACGGCUGCGGGUGGGCAUCGGGCGCCCGACACACCCGGACACAGUGCAGGGCUAUGUGCUGGGCCACUUCACCCCUGCUGAGCAGGAGCUGCUGCCUCCAUUGCUGAGCGCCACUGGCCUGCUCCUGGACCACAUCCGUGAGCGGAGCCAGAGGCCUUCGUCUGGCCCCUGA
Lipotes vexillifer (Yangtze River dolphin) is the source of this 825-nucleotide messenger RNA. RefSeq names its product peptidyl-tRNA hydrolase 1 homolog (gene PTRH1). Bases 1 to 825 code for a protein of 274 amino acids. Lineage: Eukaryota; Metazoa; Chordata; Mammalia; Artiodactyla; Lipotidae. Gene Ontology annotation, molecular function: peptidyl-tRNA hydrolase activity. The record is from RefSeq and is a predicted model, not a curated record. The transcript is spliced from 7 exons.